Messenger RNA from Rhodamnia argentea, 1238 nucleotides. RefSeq lists its product as uncharacterized. Lineage: Eukaryota; Viridiplantae; Streptophyta; Magnoliopsida; Myrtales; Myrtaceae. The record is from RefSeq and is a predicted model, not a curated record. The transcript is spliced from 9 exons. Gene Ontology annotation, molecular function: S-adenosylmethionine-dependent methyltransferase activity. Bases 147 to 1208 code for a protein of 353 amino acids.
AAAAAAAAUAGAAGGAACACACGAUUUGGGUGAUCUGUGGCUGGCAGUUGCGUCUCCGCCUGAGGAUUCCGUUUCGAGCCACGUUCGUUGCUUAUAAAUUCGCGGAUUCCGCCACCGUCGAAACCGGCCAUUUGUCUCUGCGCACCAUGGCGAGUGCUGUUUGCGGCGGCAGCUUGGCGAGCGUGCUCGGGCCGUGCCAGCUCAGGAGCCCGAGGCGGUUCCCGCUGAAAUCCCGUAGGACGAGCUUCGAGCGCCGAUUUCUCGGGCAGAAAGUGAGGGCCUCCUCUUCGGCCUUCGUCGAAACUAAGCAGCCGUCGCCGCUGGAAUCGACUGUGGAUAAGGAGAAACUCAGCAGUAAACAGGGUGUAUUAGCUUGUCCCAUAUGUUAUGAGCCGCUGACGUCCCGUGGCGAUCUGGUGUUAUCUGUGGAUUCUGCGUCCGGGUCUACUUUGCAGUGUGGCACCUGUAAGAAGACCUAUGUAGGCAACGAAACCCAUUUUGAUCUUACAGCAACCAGUGGAACCGAGGAAUAUGGCGAAUCCAUGGCCUUUUCCGCAGAGUUAUUCAGGAUUCCGUUGAUAUCGUAUCUCUACGAGAGGGGAUGGCGUCAAAGUUUUUCAUUUUGGGGUGGUUUUCCAGGUCCAGAGAAGGAGUUCGAAUUGAUUAAGGGAUUCCUCAAGUCAGUACUGGGAGGAAACAUUCUUGAUGCAAGUUGUGGGAGCGGUCUGUUUUCAAGACUAUUUGCCAAGAGUGGACUGUUCUCUCUCGUCAUUGCUCUGGACUACUCUGAAAAUAUGUUGGAGCAGUGUUACGAGUUCAUUCAGGGGGAGGAUAAUUUCCCAAAAGAGAAGUUGGCAUUGGUCAGAGCUGACAUCUCUAGACUUCCUUUUGCUUCAAGUUCUAUUGAUGCUGUGCACGCUGGUGCUGCUUUACAUUGUUGGCCUUCACCAUCAACAGCUGUUGCGGAAAUCAGUCGAGUUUUACGGCCUGGUGGAGUUUUCGUUGCGACUACAUUCUUGCUUGAUGGCCCUUUUAGAUUGUUUCCUCUUCUGAGGCCUUUACGCCAGAAUAUAACUCAAAUAUCUGGCAGCCACAUCUUCCUAUCUGAAGGCGAACUAGAGGAUCUCUGCAGAACCUGUGGGCUGAUUGGCUUUAAAUUUGUGAGGAAUGAGCGAUUCGUGAUGAUAUCGGCUUCCAAACCCAGCUAAGAAUCCAGAUAUGCCAGCAGGCUCACCGAU